Molecule: messenger RNA, 1372 nt
Organism: Taeniopygia guttata (zebra finch)
Lineage: Eukaryota; Metazoa; Chordata; Aves; Passeriformes; Estrildidae
Gene: POP7
Product: POP7 homolog, ribonuclease P/MRP subunit
Biological process (GO): tRNA 5'-leader removal
Cellular component (GO): ribonuclease MRP complex; nucleus; nucleolar ribonuclease P complex
Molecular function (GO): nucleic acid binding
Source: RefSeq, a predicted model, not a curated record
CUCGGAGUGGGCGUGUCCCCUGAGGGGGCGUGGCUAACGGGAGGCGUGGCCUCGCGGCGGAAGCGGCGCGGGACGCGCGAGCAUGUCCUCGGUUCGCCCCGCGGCUCCGUCCCCGCCGCCGGGGGGGCUCCCGGGACCGCCCCCCCCCCCCCGCCGCCGCCGCCACCACCGGGGCGCGGCCGCACCGGGACCCCCCCCGGGCUCCCCCCCCGCCGGUGCUCCCGGUAGCAACGACGUGUUCGUGACGUCGCGCUCGGACUUCCGCGCGCAGCUGCGGCGCUGCCAGCGGCUCCUGGCCCCGGGCGGGGGUCCCGGUGCUCCCGGUGCGGCUCCCGGUGCUCCCGGGGAGCUGCGGCUGCACGGGCUCGGGCUCGCCGUGCCCCGCACCAUCAAUCUGGCGCUGCAGCUGCAGGCGGGCGCGGGCGGGACCCUCCGCCUCCACGCCAGCACCUCCUCCGUGCCCCUCCGCGCCCCCCGCGCCCGCCGCCGCCACACCGGCGACACCGGCGACAGCGGCGACACCGGCGGAGAGGACGGCGACACCCCCCGGCACAACUCCGCCAUCCACAUCCGCCUCUGCCGGGAGGCGCCCUGCGCCUGACGGGGCUCCCGGGGGUGUCACCGGGACCCACCGGGGGUGUUGGGGACACCCCGGGGCACCGGAGAUGGCACCGGGAAGGGGUUUGAGGGACACUUCGGGGACACCGUGAGCCGGGACGGCACGGACGGGGACACGGCGGCGUGAGGACACCGAGCUGCCACCGAUGGGGGCACCGAUGUCACCAUGGGGUGCUCGAUGUCACCGUGAGCCCCUCGGUGUCACCCUGGGGUGCUCGGUGUCACCCUGGGGCGCUCGAUGUCACCCUGGGGUGCUCGGUGUCACCCUGGGGUGCUCGGUGUCACCGUGAGCCCCUCGGUGUCACCCUGGGGUGCUCGAUGUCACCCCAAGCCCCUCGGUGUCACCCCGAGCCCCUCGAUGUCACCCUGGGGCGCUCGGUGUCACCGUGAGCCCCUCAAUGUCACUGUGAGCCCCUCGAUGUCCCCAUGAGCCCCUCGGUGUCACCCUGGGGCGCUCGGUGUCACCGUGAGCCCCUCGGUGUCACCGUGAGCCCCUUGAUGUCACCCCGAGCCCCUCAAUGUCACCCCAACCCCUCAAUGUCACCCCCAAACCCUCAAUGUCACCCCCAGGCCAUCAAUGUCACCAUGAGCCCCUCGAUGUCACCUCAACCCCUCAGUGUCACCCCCAACCCCUCGAUGUCACUUUGAGCCCCUCAAUGCCACCCCCAGCCCCCCCCUCCAGCAGCCCGGGGGACUCUGGGGGUGACACGGGGACUUUGGGGGAGUGUCACCCCAAUAAAUCCAACGCCAAUGA